UCGCAGCUUACAAUGUCCAAGAAAAACUAUGAUCUGCUCUUCAAGCUCCUGCUCAUCGGCGACUCGGGUGUCGGCAAGACCUGCAUCCUCUUUCGUUUCUCCGAUGACGCAUUUCAGACGACAUUCAUCUCUACAAUAGGUAUUGAUUUUAAAAUUAAGACAAUUGACCUUAAAGGCAAGCGCAUCAAGCUUCAAAUAUGGGAUACGGCUGGCCAGGAGAGAUUUCAUACAAUCACCACUUCGUACUACCGGGGAGCCAUGGGCAUCAUGCUGGUGUAUGACAUUACAAAUUCUAAAAGUUUUGACAACAUCGCCAAGUGGUUACGCAACAUUGACGAGCAUGCCAGCGAAGACGUCGAGAAGAUGAUUCUCGGUAACAAGUGUGAUAUGCAAGACAAGCGAGUGGUCAGCAAAGAUCGAGGCGAGACCAUUGCUCGCGAACACGGUAUUCGGUUUCUGGAAACCAGCGCCAAGGCGAACAUCAACAUUGAUCGGGCGUUCCUUGAUCUCGCCGAGGCGAUUCUAAACAAGCAAACUGCUGGUCAGAUGCAACAAGAUAAGCAAGACAAAGUAAACAUCUCAAAACCCGAAUCAAAGUCAACCGUUUCCAAGUGCUGUAACAUGUAG
Messenger RNA from Rhagoletis zephyria (snowberry fruit fly), 627 nucleotides. The record is from RefSeq and is a predicted model, not a curated record. Lineage: Eukaryota; Metazoa; Arthropoda; Insecta; Diptera; Tephritidae.